AUGGUUUACAUCAAGACAACUGCCCUGGCUCUUCUUUUCGCUGUUCAAGCACUGGCUGGGCCAGUUGAACCCCGUCAAGCCUCGGUCAGCCUUGAUACCAAGUUCAAGGCUCAUGGGAAGAAAUACUUCGGCAACAUCGGUGAUCAGGGCACCUUGACCAAGAAUCAAAAGACUCCUGCGAUCCUCAAAGCCAACUUCGGCCAAGUGACCCCGGAGAACAGCUUGAAAUGGGAUGCCACCGAGCCAAACCGUGGACAAUUCUCCUUCAACGGAGCUGACUAUCUUGUGAACUUCGCUAAAUCCAACGGAAAGCUGAUCCGUGGCCACACUCUCGUGUGGCACUCCCAGCUUCCAAGCUGGGUGUCUUCUAUCACCGACAAGACAACCCUGACAAGUGUCCUGAAGAACCACAUCACCACGGUGAUGACCCGUUACAAGGGCCAGAUUUACGCCUGGGAUGUCGUGAACGAAAUCUUCAACGAAGAUGGCUCUCUCCGUCAAAGCGUCUUCUCCAACGUGCUUGGUGAGGACUUUGUGCGGAUCGCCUUUGAGACAGCUCGUGCUGUGGAUCCCAAUGCGAAGCUUUACAUCAACGACUACAACUUGGAUAAUGCCUCGAGCGCGAAGGUCGCCGGUAUGGUGAGCCAUGUCAAGAAAUGGAUUGCUGCCGGUAUCCCGAUUGAUGGAAUUGCUCUGAAUGCUCUCGCCGGUGCAGGAACCAAGGAGGUUGCUAUCACCGAGCUUGAUAUUGCUGGUGCCGGCUCCACUGACUAUGUCAAUGUUGUGAACGCCUGCCUGAACCAGUCCAAAUGUGUUGGAAUCACCGUUUGGGGACUGUCUGACGCGGAUUCGUGGCGCUCCAGCUCCAGCCCUCUGCUCUUUGAUACAAACUACAACCCCAAGGCUGCAUACAGCGCUAUCGCAAAUGCCCUUUGA
Messenger RNA from Penicillium brevicompactum, 936 nucleotides. RefSeq names its product endo-1,4-beta-xylanase. NCBI's taxonomy places the organism in Eukaryota, Fungi, Ascomycota, Eurotiomycetes, Eurotiales, Aspergillaceae. Gene Ontology annotation, molecular function: hydrolase activity, hydrolyzing O-glycosyl compounds. The record is from RefSeq and is a predicted model, not a curated record. Bases 1 to 936 code for a protein of 311 amino acids. Gene Ontology annotation, biological process: carbohydrate metabolic process. The transcript has 9 exons.